Molecule: messenger RNA, 1484 nt
Organism: Bactrocera neohumeralis
Lineage: Eukaryota; Metazoa; Arthropoda; Insecta; Diptera; Tephritidae
Product: tigger transposable element-derived protein 2-like
Exons: 6
Coding region: 231-1484 (417 amino acids)
Molecular function (GO): nucleic acid binding
Source: RefSeq, a predicted model, not a curated record
AUUUGCGCUAUCAACAAAAAAAGAGAACAUUUUAAAAUGUGUUAACAGUACAUUUUCUGGGUCUGGAAAGCGGAAGACUUUGAAGUGUUCUGAACUUCCUAAAAUGGAAAAAGCGCUUUACCGUUGGUUUCUUAAACAGCGACAAAAAAAUUACCCUGUCAAUGGAUUGAUAGUUAAAGAAAAAGCUAAAUUUUUUCAUUCAAUAAUUAAAGAAACUCAAAGCGAUUUUAAUGCGAGUGAUGGAUGGUUGCAACGCUUUAAGAAGCGUUAUGGUCAGGAAAUUUUUAAAAGAUCAAGGAUUGCCCAAUAAAGCUCUGCUGUUGAUAGACAAUGCUCCAUCUCAUCCUCCCGAAAAUGAAUUGAGAUCAGAUGACGAGUUAAUAACUGCAAUGUUUAUGCCACCUAAUGUCACUCCACUCAUACAGCCAAUGGAUCAAAAUGCCAUACGACUAACAAAGCUUUUCUACAGAAACAGUCUUUUGGCAUCAAUUGUAGCCACAGGGACUGAUGUUAUUGAAGCCCUAAAGAAAUUGACGUUAAGAGACGUUAUUGGCUAUUUAGAUUUAGCUUGGCAACGUCUUGAAAAGAAAACAAUAGCAAAAUGCUGGACGAACAUUUUAAGCUCUAUAGAAGAUGAAAAAGACUGUGAUGAGGAUAUUCCAUUAGCUACUUUGAGAGAAAGGAUUUGUUUACCAAUUAACAGCCAACAAGAACGCGCAAUAGAACUGCUUCAUUCAAUUAAUCCAGAGGUUAGUUUUUCAAUUGCUGAUAUCAAUGAAUGGACUGAAGAUUUUCCUAACUCAACCGAAACGAACGAGGUUUUAAUUAGUGAUGAAAGUGAAAGCGAGGAUAGUAAUCUGGAAAGACUACAUGCAAGAAUAGAGGCGGAAGAUGAAAAUAUAAGUCCAACAGAUAUCAGCAGAGUACAGAAAGCCACAGUGAGCAAGCAGCAACACAGAGAAUGGAAACGAGUUUUAGCACAAACGCGCCGACAUUUGCCGCAAGUGUUGCACGCUUAUCCUCACCCCGUCAACAAUAGUGCACAUCAACACUAUUCAAACGCUCAACUUCACACCAGUUUUACGCUUGCAACGCGCUUGAAUGCCAAACCAUUUACGCUUCACUUGCAACGCGCCAUUGGAAUGCCGUUAUGCGAGACGCAGGAGCCACGGCAGCAACAGCCGCUGCUGAGGCCGAGGCCGACAAACAAACAAGUGGAAGUUAUAAAUGCGCCGUCAACAGCGCUGCCUAUGGAAUUAAUAUCAAUUAACUCGGUACGAUCAAGUUUGUCUCAAGUCAUCAAGUUUAUUAGAUACUUCGAAAAUACGGAUGAAAUGCUAGAUUACCUAGAGAGUUUACAGAGUGACGAUGAAGAUAUUGAUAAAGUGUACCUAGAGCCGCCCGAUGAAGGUCAGGUGUCCGAUGAAGAUUCAGGUGAAGAAGACUGCGGCGGCACCAUCGAUUGCAAGCGCCAUGUGAAUUAG